UCCUUCCUCAUUCAUCAUUCUCAUAAGUAGAGUGCAUCAUUCAAGCCAAGCAAGCACUGGUCAAUACAAAUCCAUCAUGAAGACAUUUCUCAUCAUUUCCCUCCUUGCUAUCGUGGCGACCACCGCCACAACUGCAGUUAGAGUUCCAGUGCCACAAUUGCAGCCGCAAAAUCCAUCUCUGCAACAACCACAAGAGCAAGUUCCAUUGGUGCAACAACAACAAUUUCCAGGGCAGCAACAAACAUUUCCACCACAACAACCAUAUCCGCAGCCGCAACCAUUUCCAGGACAACAACCAUAUCCGCAGCCGCAACUAUUUCCACAGCCGCAACCUUUUCCGCCACAACUUCCAUAUCCGCAGCCGCAACCAUUUCCCCCACAACAACCAUAUCCACAACCGCAAACACAUCAUCUGCAACCACAACAACCAAUUUCGCAGCAACAAGUACAACAACAACAACAACAACAACAACAACAACAACAACAACAACAACAACAACAACAACAACAACAACAACUACUACUACAACAACAAAUCCUUCAACAAAUUCUGCAACAACAACAACUGAUUCCAUGCAGGGAUGUCAUCGUCUUGCAACAACACAACAUAGCGCAUGAAAGCUCACAAGUAUUGCAGCAAAGUAGUUACCAAGUGUUGCAACAAUUAUGUUGUCAGCAGCUGCGGCUGAUCCCCGAGCAGUCGCGGUGCCAAGCCAUCCACAAUGUCGUUCAUGCUAUUAUUCUACAUCAACAACAACAACAACAACAACAACAACAACAACAAGGACAACAUCAACCGUCGAGCCAGGUCUCCUACCAGCAGCCUCAGCAACAAUAUCCAUCAGGCCAGGGCUCCUUCCAGCCAUCUCAGCAAAAUCCACAGGCCCAGGGCUUUGUCCAACCUCAACAUCUGCCCCAACUCGAGGAAAUAAGUAACCUAGCGCUGCAGACGCUACCAGCAAUGUGCAAUGUCUACAUCCCUCCAUAUUGCUCGACCACCAUUGCGCCAUUUGGCAUCUUCGGUACUAACUGAGAAGAGAAGAACUCUAGUACUAGAUAUAUGAAACACCGUGUUCUUAGUCCAUGGUUUGGUCGUUGUACCGUUGAAAAUAUAAGGUGACAUGCACUAUCAUGUAAGAACCCGAACUAUACUAGUUCAAACAUGGGAAUAAAAGACAAACACAUGUCUUGUCUGCA
This is a messenger RNA of Triticum aestivum (bread wheat), 1197 nucleotides long. Its product is annotated as alpha/beta-gliadin clone PW1215-like. NCBI's taxonomy places the organism in Eukaryota, Viridiplantae, Streptophyta, Magnoliopsida, Poales, Poaceae. Gene Ontology annotation, molecular function: nutrient reservoir activity. The transcript has a single exon. The record is from RefSeq and is a predicted model, not a curated record. The coding region runs from base 77 to 1033 and encodes 318 amino acids.